CAACAAGAUGUUCUCAUUUCUAGUUUUUUUGCAACUAAGAGCUAUUUGUUAUUCAGAAGCAAAGUUAAAUCCAUAGUGUUUGAUGGCUGAUACUAUAUUACAGGAGGUUCUUUUUAGCACAGGAGGGAUGUGCUUGAUUUACCUGCAUUCUAAACCCUAGUUGUUUUGGAUUAUUUUUUUUGUUCUGCUAAUCCACAGAUAGAAGAAGGAAUGGAUUUGAAAAGAUGUAAGCUGCAGUGUCAGGAAGGGGGAAAACCCUGCCUUCUAGUAUUCAGGGUUCAAGGCUAAAGAGAGGAAUUGCAGUACGUUCCUGUUAAAUCUUAGCGUAUGUUGCACAAAAUAGCAACAUCUUUUGGGGAAGCUGUAUAAAGGAAGAUUGCAUGAUUUUGCAGCUAAACUACCAACCAAGCCACACCUUUUUAACUGAUUAGUAACAAUAACUUGCCAGUGAGGCACCCUUCCUGGUGAUGAUAGGACACAGGGUAGUCCUGACUGUGCAGCAGGCUCCUGGGCUCGUUACACCACACAUGCUGCUUGGCGUAGUGACAGCCUCGCCAGCUCUGCCCAUCACAGCCCCUGGGUGCUGGCAGACCCUUGAGUGAAUUGGCAGUUCCUUUUAGUUUUAAGUUUGCAUUGAAGAGGAACUAGUAUGUGCGUAGGUAGUGAUGGAUGUUAUCCUGGAAGUGACUGUCACUGCCCUGUCCCAGUUGCUGCUACUGACCAUAACCAGCACUGGGGAGAUCCCAUCCCACCAGUUGGUGCUUCAGGACCGGGCAGUGGUUUGCUCCAGAGUUGGUUUUGCCCGUCAGCCACAAGUUCUGGUACAUAAUCAGCUUUGCUGUCAUCUUUAAUUAGAAUGGUAUUAGUCAUUCAGAUUUUUUUUUUAAUUUACGCACUGUGGUAAAUAAUGAAGUUAACACUUGGCAGUUAACACUUAGUAUUAGAUGACCAGAACAGAAUGGGUUCAAGAACUGAAGUCCAAAAAUUCCACAGUGGGUAUACUUUUAUAUGCUCUUAGGUCUGUGAUACCAUGUUUUUUCUUAUUUAUUUUUUUCUCUCUUGAACAUUUAAGGAUUUACUUUCUUCAUCUGCAUACAGAGCACACAUACUGUGUUCUUUUGUUGGGAUCUUUGUUUGCUGUGUAGGAAUAUCCCAAAAGCUCACAAUUGGUGCAUCCUCAUGGUAUGAUACCCUUUCAUAACAGUCUGAAGCCAUAGAUGUUGAGGUCUCUAUCCCUGUGGAUUGCAUACAUCGUACCCAUCUUUGGAUAAAAUUCUGGUACCCUAAUUAAAAUAGUACUUUGAAGAAAAUCUAUAGAAAGUAUAUGCCAUGACUUUUGAGACAAAAUUUUUGAGUUGUAUUAAUCUUGGGUUCAUGGGAAAGAUAUGCUUAGUUAUUACUACCACCAACCUCUGUUACUGUUUAGAGUACUUAAAAAGUUAGGAAAUGCCUGCCUUCUGCCUCCUCAAAAAAAACCCAACCCCAUCUCUAAGUGUUGAGCACUCUGCUUUGCCUCAAUCACAGAAGGAAUUGAGGCUAGGAAGAAGGAGCUCUGGACUAGGCUCUUCCUUAACAAGCGAGGCUGCUCUAGUCCUCGAAGGUGCUUGUGUAUUUUGGAAUUUCUAGGUCUUAGUGUGGCUGACAGCACUUUUGUCCAGCCUGCCUGCAUUUAUUCACGGUAAGUCAAGUAGUCAGGAAGCUCAGAAUAUCAUUAAUGUUUUGAAGAUGGUGUGAGGGUGCUAGUUUAACGUGACAUUAAAAGCCUCUCCUUUCACGCUUGGGCACUUGAGGACUUUGAGAGGAAGCGGGAGCCUGCCUGCCCUCGGGGGAAUGAGCCCCGCCGUACCUUUCCUUCGGCUCUGCUGUGGGACGGGUGGGAGCCGCCGCCGGCGGGCCCGACCGGGGCGGCUUGCCCUGGCAGGACGACUAGCGCCGGGAGGACCCCCAUCCUCGCCCGCACGCCCACCCCGCGCCGGGGAAAGGGUGUUCCCGGGGCGGGCGAAGGGCGGGAAGGGGGGCGGGUUGUCGAGGGGGAAAAGCAGCGUCUGUCGGCGCAGACGGAGCCCACACCCCGCGCUGCCGCCGCCGGCUGGGGCUCCUCGUCCGCCUCUCGCCAUGGGGCUGCAGCCCCGGCGCGUAGCGGGACCCUGUCCGCCCGCGGGGAGAUGCGCCGCCCUGCCCGGAGCGCGCACCGCCGCUGCCUGGGCCCGCAGCGAGGAGCCGGAGGGAGCUCCCGGCCGCACCGCGUCCCUGCCGCCCAUCCUGCCGGCGGCCGCCGCCGCAUCUCCCGUCGUCGCCCGGGCGCAGCCCAAGAAGCCGGCGGCGGCCGGGGCCCCUAAGAAGGCAGCGCCUCGGCCCGCGGAGGAGAAGGCGGCGAGGAAGGCGCGGGGAGCGCCCCCGGAGCGGGCGGGCCCCCUCUCCAGCUCCUGGCCCUGCUCCACCCUGCAGCGGCAGCCGCCGCGGAGGCCACCGCCCGAGCGAGGGACGCGGCCCCAGCCCGCUCCGCCGCAGCCGCGGGGCCGCCCGGGGGCGCCGGGGGCCGGCAGCCGCUCUUGCGAGAGCCUCGGUGGGGCGCCGGGGGAGACGGCGCUGCGCUUCUCGCUGAGCCUGCCCCCGGAGGCCAUCCGGGUGCUGCAGCGCCGCAGCCUGGAGCGGCAGCGGGGGCAAGCUGCCCCCUCCCCCGGCGGCAGAGCGGCCCCGGCGCGGCGCGGCGCCCGGGCGGGCGGCGGCGACUUGCGCGCCCUGCUGAAGAUUUCGCUGCUCAACGACAGGCACCGCUACGACGACGAGGAGUAUGAGGAGGAGGAGGCGGCGGCGGCGGGGGCCGCGGUGGACGAGGGACUGGUGCGGAAAUGCACCGAGUGGCUGCGCGGCGUCGAGAGCGCCGCCGGCCGCGACCGCCCCGACAGGCUGGAGACGCUGCCGCACCUGGGCACCCUCUGAGCCCCGCCGGGGGACCGGGGCUCGGGGAGGCGGGGGGGGGGAUGCCGCUGUCCGUAGCUGUUGUGUCCUUUGUGGUGUCGUCCGCGCCGGGGGAGAGCCGGCGGGUGACGGUAAGGGCUGGCGGGGCCCACGGCCCAGAGCCGGUCCCCGGGGCGGUGUCGCCGCCGUCGGGGCGAGGGACAAAGGAGCGGCACCGGCCUCCGCCCGCCAGUGCCCGGGUGCUGGGAGCGAGAGGAGCCCGGCUGUGGGCGUCCUCCCUCGCCCCUCGUUGUUCCCCCCCCCCCCCGUUUUUUUUUAAGACUUCUGACUACUUUAUAAAAUGUGCGUAAUGAUUUUGUAUAUUUGUACAUAAAAGUUCAUUUUUAUUUAUUUGAAUAAAUGACUCAACUUUCGUGUUGCAGUAGCCUUAGCGCCUUAGUAGCUUCAUGCCGGGCUGUUCCUAAUCUGGCUGUGACUGCCAGACUCUGUAUUUGCUGUCUAGGUGUCCUCAAGGUAAGGAUGGCGGGCUGAUAACCGCACGGGGAGCGUGUGCAGUUCAAAUAUUUGCGUGUUUAGGAUGGCUGGUGAUACAGUCACCGACAACUCGGCUCCAAACAAAACGCUGAGCCGUUGGAUGCGUCUCUUGAGCAAGCGCAGCGGCGGGAAUUCAGCGAGAGGAACGAGCCAGUGCGGCGGAGGAAGGCAGGACAUCGAGCGGACGGGAGCGAGCC
This is a messenger RNA of Grus americana (Whooping crane), 3653 nucleotides long. RefSeq names its product proline rich 18 (gene PRR18). The record is from RefSeq and is a predicted model, not a curated record. Lineage: Eukaryota; Metazoa; Chordata; Aves; Gruiformes; Gruidae. The transcript has a single exon. Bases 1831 to 2943 code for a protein of 370 amino acids.